Messenger RNA from Alternaria alternata, 2225 nucleotides. Its product is annotated as HET-domain-containing protein. The record is from RefSeq and is a predicted model, not a curated record. Lineage: Eukaryota; Fungi; Ascomycota; Dothideomycetes; Pleosporales; Pleosporaceae. The transcript has 2 exons. Bases 229 to 2085 code for a protein of 618 amino acids.
CGCACGCGGCGUGCUGGAAUACAAUUUGUGGAUCAUGGUCUAUGAUAGAGCGGAUAACAUAUCAUCAGUAACUUCUUUCUGGCUGCUGGAGCCAGCCAUUGGAGGUAAAUGCUUCUUUGUAUUUGAAGUUAGUAACUGAUAAACCCAGCGCAAAUUGCAGAGAGUUUCUGCUCAGAGUUGGAUCCAUCAACAAAAUCGGAACAGACGUUCUCUUUGGUGAGAAAAUGGAUGAACGAAUGUUUCUCAAAGCACAGUCAAUGUCGAUCGCCUAUCAAUAGCAGAAAGCUCCCAACUAGACUUGUAUACGUCGAGUCAGAUGGUACAAGCUCCAAAGUGUCUGCAAGACUCUGUCGAGGGGAUUCACUUCCCCUACAAACACCAUACAUUACACUCUCCCAUUGUUGGGGCGAUACCAAGUUCUUGACCACGACGCGCACGAAUCUCAAUUCUUUUGAACUGUCGAUUCCCAUAAACAGCCUAUCCAGAACCUUCCAAGACGCUCUCUUUACGACUAUGGAGUUGGGUUUCCAAUACAUCUGGAUCGAUUCUCUUUGUAUUGUACAGGAUGAUCCUGAAGACUGGAAGCAGGAAUCGCUUUCCAUGUAUGGAGUGUACAAAAACGCAAGUUGUACCAUCUCGGCUUCUGGCUUCCCUGACGGAGUACAAGGGUUCUUUUCACACGAGCGUCACAUUGAUUCAGUUCCAGUGAAAGUGUAUCCUCAUUCUCGGUUCCCGAUGACUGGAUUUUCAACUGCCCAGAAUGACACACAGGCAAUCUAUUACGUGAUGGCUAGUCACCCGUGGGGAGAGAUAAGAAGAAGCCCAAUAUUCACUCGGGCCUGGACACUGCAAGAACAAUUACUUUCAAACCGAACUAUACACUUUAAGGAUGAACAGGUCUACUGGGAGUGUAAAUGUACAGUCGCGAAUGAAGUUUGGCCUCGCGGAUGGGCGAAUACUCCUUUGGAAAAGCCAUUUCAAACCGCUAUGAACGACAAAAGUUGGAUGUUCAGACUUGAGAAUAUACCUUACAAUGAUGUUAGUUUCAGUUUGUCAACUAGGAACCUAAAGCCGCUUGCGCAGACUGACCAAGCCCAGGCUUCCCUAUACAGCGCCUGGUACGACGUUCUAGCAGACUACUCGAAUCGUCAUCUCACAUUUGCUGAGGACCAGCUACCUGCCUUGGCAGGAAUCACUGAUGAAUUCGCGAAAGGUCUCGAGGAUAGAAGCAUAUUUGGAUUAUGGACCAACGACAUCCAUCGUGGAAUACUCUUCUUUGAACCUAAUCGUUUUGAACAGUCCCCGGAAUCUAAAAUCGUGCCAACAUGGAACGGCUCGCCAAGUUGGUCAUGGCUGGGACGGGGAAAAAGCGUGCUUUGGGACACUUGUCUACAACAAGCUACGAUGCAACGUAUCUGUAACAUCUGCUUUGUUCCUCCGUCAGGGCUAAAACUUUCCGGGCCUCUUCUACCACGUCCAAGUAAAUUUGCCUACUCAUCAAGUUGGGAAGAUGAGGGUCCUCGGUACUUUUUCAUCUUAGGUUCGGAUAAAGAGGGUUUCAUGUUCACAUGGUAUCAAGACGGAUGGUUCGACUCGACCGUUGAAGAAUGCUUGGCCGACAUGACUCGACCAUCUACUCCAGAAGACCCUGAAGCUGCUCCGCAGUAUCAAGAGGAUUCGUUGGUGCAGGGAGCUGAUAUUACUGGCGGGCUUAGCAAUGUCGGAACGGAUACAUCAUCUUCAACACGUCGGCCGUCUACUCCAGACGAGCGGACACAGCAUAACCGGGCGAAGGCAUUCCUUGGAAACAUUCUUAUCAUGCCGAUACUGUGUUACGUAAAGCCGAUCAAGAAUGAGAACUACUGUCAAGAAGGUACCGUUAUGGGUCUUCUGUUACAUCAAUCACCUGGAGCAGAUCGCGGGGUAUAUCGACGAGUGGGUAUUAUGGAGGCUGAGAUACGAGGCGACAGCGAGAUGGAUGUCCACACAGUUCAGCAGCGGUUCGAGGCCUAUCGACAGCCACUUGACCCUCAACUCUUCCAGGAAGAAGACCACUAUGGAAACUAUGUAGUUACGGUCCUGUGACAAAUCCCCGCAAGGUUAAGGAAGUAUGGGUCCCAAGUGCCGCUUGUAGGCUAGUCGGAGCAAGACGGCCACCUUGAUGACAGCUUUUCAUCGAAUAUGAGCAGCCUCCAGAAAAGAAUUAGAAGUAGACGCUAUAAUCA